Molecule: messenger RNA, 2370 nt
Organism: Gadus morhua (Atlantic cod)
Lineage: Eukaryota; Metazoa; Chordata; Actinopteri; Gadiformes; Gadidae
Product: peroxisomal succinyl-coenzyme A thioesterase-like
Exons: 10
Coding region: 154-1332 (392 amino acids)
Biological process (GO): fatty acid metabolic process; acyl-CoA metabolic process
Molecular function (GO): fatty acyl-CoA hydrolase activity
Source: RefSeq, a predicted model, not a curated record
GUCCAGGAACUGUUAAGUGGGCUCAUGAAGGCGUAGGCUAUAAAUGUGUCCUCAGAUGAUCACUGACCAGUCACAGUUUAGACUCUUCGCACAUAGUGGAUUUCAUCUUUGUGGAAUAGAUACAUUCAAGGAUUCGUGCAUACCAGAUUAUGAAUGAUGGCUGAGGCUGUCCACCCAAUUCUCUCCGUUUGUCCCUCACGAGCACUCUCUACCGAGAAGUUCCGGGUGCUGGUGGAGAAUCUGCCUCCUGGUCUCUCAGUCACUUUGCACUCUCUUCACUGCUCUGAGAUGAAGGAUUAUUGGGAGGCGUUCGGACACUAUGUCGCUGAUAAUAAUGGGACUGUCGAUGUUUCACAAGAGGCUAGUCUGGGGGGAACCUACACAGGAAAGGAGCCGAUGGGUUUACUGUGGAGUAUGAUCCCUGUGCCAGGAUCUAAAGAGCAUGCAAUUUUGUUCAAGGUUUACGUGGAGACACCACAGGAGGUGCUCAUCUCUGUGUUUCAGGGCCACCUCUCUGAAGGCUUCAGGCAGAAGCCUCCCCUGGCCUCAGUGGUGGCCGAGAGGUGGUUCAUGGCACCGGGGCUGAAGACUAUCAGAGUGCGAGAGAAGGAGAUUGAGGGCAUCCUCUACAUCCCUCCGGGUCCUGGACCCUUUCCGGGAGUGCUUGAUGUAUCGGGCUUUGGAGGUGAUGUGACGGCUUACCGUCCCGCAAUGUUCGCGGCUCAAGGUUUUGUAGCCUUUGGGGUCAACUACAGCAUUCCUGGAAGACAAUUCACGGUGGACUAUUUUCUGAGGGCGUUUGAGUUCCUCCAGGAGCAUCCGCUGGUGAUCAGCAACAGAGUUGGACUCAUUGGCAUGUCUCUGGGUGCAAUCGUGGUUCUCAAUAUGGCAUGCCGUACCGAAGCUAUCAGUCCUCGCUGCUGUGUCUCUGUCAAUGGCAGCCACUUAUUGAUGGAAGAGUCGGUCGAUAAAAUGUUGAAUAAUUUCUUUAAACUGAAGGAACACACCAUUCGGCGAAAUGAGCAAAAUCAUGUAAUAAUGCGCGGUUUGCCACUACCUAUCCCAAAUGAACCAACUAUAAAUAUGGAAAAUAUAAAUUGUCCAUUGUUGCUGGUUGUUGGGGAAGACGAUCUUAAUUUCCCAUCUACAGAAUGUGCUGAGUUGAUGGCAAAGAGGAUGCACACGGCAGGCAAAGAGCACCUGUUGACCAUACUGAGUUAUCCAGGUGCCGGACACAUCAUCCAUUUGCCCAAUAGCAACCUUAUCCGGAUCUCCCAUUGGCGCUUUUCAUUCUUCGACCAGCACGGUGAAAAAUUGUUUAAAGUUCAUUAAGAAUGGUUAAAAAUGUAGUUCUUAAUUAGGGAUUAUUUGUAGUGUGUGUGUGUGUGUGUGUGUGUGUGUGUGUGUGUGUGUGUGUGUGCGUGUGUGUGUGUGUGUGUGUGUGUGUGUGUGUGUGUGUGUGUGUGUGUUGCAGAAAUGAUACUGUGGGGAGGACACCCAAAACCUCAUGCAUUUGCUGCGGAAGACAGUUGGGACAAGAUCUUGGCCUUCCUCAAGCAACAUCUGUACCCUGAUCCUCAAAGUGUCCCCGAUGCAGCGCUGUGAAUGUACAGACAGCUGCCAUGGCUUUUGGUGGCAGUGCGUCUGAUCGAGACUAUCAGGUUUUGCUGUGAAUGUGUGAUAUUUCUUCUCCUAAAGUGUCCCAUAUCUCAGGGAUGGGAUGUGCAAAGUGUUCUUGUGCAGGGUGGGGAUAUGCUGGGCAAAGAACCUGAAUGGCCAGUAGUCGUUUCACCUCCCACCCUCGGCCAAUAUACGCUGAGAGGGGAAACAUUGAAAUAGGCAAUGAGUUAAACUAUUUAAAAAGUCCCCAGGGAGACAAUCGAUCGGACAAUAAAUCCAACCAAUGAUUAGAUCUAUGGUGUAAUAUUUAGCUCCACCCCUUUCACAAUCACAAACAUAAAUGCUGCAGGGUACUUCACAAACCUCAAAUUAUUCGAUUAUCAUAUCUAGACCAGUCUGUAGCCAAGUAUAAUCUGUAGUUUGGUAUUUUUUUUAUAUAUGCUAUUGUGUGUAAUUAUAUAUAUUUAUAUAUAAAUUUAAAUGGUCCAUUUAUUUGUGAGGUGAUGUCCCAUAGGUGCAUUCUUUAUAUGUAUUUUAUAUUCUAGUUGAUGGUUUUCUCUGUCCCUUGUCUCAGGUGUGGGGCACCACGGGGGAGUUGUCUAUAAGGGUUUGGGUUUAUUCUGUUUGGGGUGGACAGGGGAGUUAUGUUGAACGCCAUCGGGCAUGGAGCCGACUACUGUGACCUCUGACGUGUUUCUGUAUUAUGAUAUUGUUCUAUUUUUCCUUAAUAAAUGUUCAUCGUGGACUGCG